AUGACCUCCGAGGCGGAUGCAAUUAAGACAGAAAUUUUUGGUGAGAACUUGAGUGCAGCAAAAGCUAUGAGGAUUGAAUACCAACUAGACGUGGGGAAAUCCAACAAGGAUAACAUUGUGCUGAUAAUGGACUAUGCUCAGAACCUUACACUACCGCAUGUGCCUGACGUUCCGUCUAGCUGA
Messenger RNA from Phytophthora nicotianae INRA-310, 183 nucleotides. RefSeq lists its product as hypothetical. The transcript is spliced from 2 exons. Bases 1 to 183 code for a protein of 60 amino acids. Lineage: Eukaryota; Oomycota; Peronosporomycetes; Peronosporales; Peronosporaceae. The record is from RefSeq and is a predicted model, not a curated record.